Molecule: messenger RNA, 1743 nt
Organism: Pecten maximus
Lineage: Eukaryota; Metazoa; Mollusca; Bivalvia; Pectinida; Pectinidae
Exons: 2
Coding region: 212-1615 (467 amino acids)
Source: RefSeq, a predicted model, not a curated record
UUGGUUUAGAUAGACGUCUUUUGUGCUUACUACUGUUACAUGGUUUUACGAGUUGCUAAUACAUCGGGACGGGGAAAAAUUCUAGCCAGACAGUUGGUUGAACUCCUGGGACAAGUUUCGUAGUUUUGGUUUUAAUUCUCAACUUCGAACUCUUGACUUUUUCGGGUCAUUGACCGGGGCGUUUUGUACGUCACUGGGUCACGAAUCCAAGAUGGCGUCUGUACCCAGAGAAGGGGCAGGUUCUAAAACGCCAGUACGAUCGACCGAGGUGUCGACGGCCGUUCGGGUUACACCCAUAUAUAAGAACAUAUUACCAUUGGACCAUGACGUUUACGCCCCACCGAUGUCUGAAGUAGUUAUCGGUAACGUUACGCUGCCAGAUGUGGACUCCGCCAUUACGGGGAAUAGUGACAGAGAUGUGGGCGGAGCUCCACCUUCACCGUCUAGCAUAUAUUAUGCAAAUCGCGCAAGUAGCGCAAGUCACGCCUCACGAGACAGUCCACGAGAGUCCGGGCCUUUGUUUACUUCCGGCCCGGAUUUUUCGCAGUUGUUAAUAAAUAACCAACUAAUGGUGCAACAACAGGCUGAGGAGAUGAAAAAGAUGAGGGAAAUGAUAGAUAAUAUGCAACAGACUCCUCUUCAAUCUGCUAGGCCUACAGUGAACGAUGCAUCGUCAGAGGAAGAAGGGGAAGAUGCUAAUGACAGUGAUCAGGAUCAUGACCCAAUGACACAAGGAUUUCCCGAAGCAUUACAUGAAUUGAUGUGUGACGAUACGCGUACAGAAGAUAUGUCUCCAUCGGACGAUGGGAUAGAUAGCUUAGAAAUGUUUUUCGCGGGAGAUAAGAAUACUGGCCCGGACAUUUCAUCUAAGCUUGCCGGGAUAGUUAAUAAUUCUGUUGGAGUUAAAGUGAGUGAGCAAAAACGGAAAGACAUUUCUAACAAACAUUCCAGGCCUAAUAAUUGUAAACUCCAAGUGCCAAGAGUGAAUAAAGGUAUCUGGAAGACACUGAGAAAAUCCACGAAAGAUACGGAUGUUAAGUGGCAAACCACACAGCAAAUGCUGUGUAUGGGAAUGUACCCGCUACUAAAAUUGACGGACCUUCUGUACAAUGCCAGUAAGGACCAAGGGGUUCUCCUGAAGAAAGACCUUAUGUCGGCUUUGACUUUAGCUAAUGAUAGUUUUAUUAGCCUUCAGGUGGCUUUCACCGAUGUCUCACUUAAGAGACGCUUCAUGUUGAAGUCAGAACUCAACAAGGAGUUUAAAGAUUUGUGCAACACGGACAAUCCUAUCACAGAUCAGCUGUUCGGUGAUGAUUUGGAUACACAGAUAAAAAAACUGGAGGAAGCAAAAGUGGGGAAGAAAAUGGGAAAGACCAGGAAACAGCCUAGCGAUAGGACUGCACCUUACCCAACUAAGCCAUCGGGGUAUCAACAGCCCAGUCGUCAAGGGCAACAUUUUCAGUACCAACAUUCUAGUCGAGGGAAUUAUGGACACUACCAUGGACCUCGGCAUACUACAGCUGGAAACCACCAAGCUCAUCAACAUCAACAGAAUCGUGGCAGGCCAUAUCAUUUUUUGGGGAAAACGAGGCCUCGAGGGAAGUCCCCGAGGUAACCCUUUCAAGGAAAAGCAUUGUGAUAGACAGAGUGCUGCAGAAGUUGGUGGAGGAUCAAGCAACAGCAGUUAUGGUGGCACCCAUUUGGACAACACAGCCGUGGUUCCCGGGAUUAUUGUCACGAAUA